Messenger RNA from Limulus polyphemus (Atlantic horseshoe crab), 963 nucleotides. Its product is annotated as G-protein coupled receptor GRL101-like. Gene Ontology annotation, biological process: G protein-coupled receptor signaling pathway. The record is from RefSeq and is a predicted model, not a curated record. The transcript has 3 exons. Lineage: Eukaryota; Metazoa; Arthropoda; Merostomata; Xiphosura; Limulidae. The coding region runs from base 76 to 864 and encodes 262 amino acids. Gene Ontology annotation, cellular component: membrane. Gene Ontology annotation, molecular function: G protein-coupled receptor activity.
UCCAGCGAACUUUCUGUGUUAACCUUAACCAUCAUAACCUUAGACCGGUUUCUGUGUAUUAUUUUUCCGUUCCGGAUGAGACGCUUGAGUACGAAGCAGACGUCCCUGAUCAUGGGCGGAGUGUGGGUUGUAGUAGUCCUGCUGGCUGGAGUACCUUUAAUGCCAAUCAACUACUUCGCUAACUUCUACGGACGGUCAGGAGUGUGCUUAGCCUUGCACAUCACCCCUGAAAGGUCACAUGGGUGGGAGUAUUCUGUAUCUGUUUUCUUGGCUCUCAAUUUCGUUUCUUUCGCAGUCAUAGCUUUGGCUUAUGGCUGGAUGUUUGGAGUGGCAAAGAAAACUCAGACAGCUGUCCGGUCCAGGGAUAACAGAUCUGACGCUACCAUGGCGAGACGAAUGACCAUUAUUGUAGCCACGGAUUUUUGCUGUUGGAUGCCCAUCAUUCUGUUAGGGAUAGCAUCACUUAGCGGGGUAAUAAUACCUCCUCAGGUCUUUGCUUGGGUUGCUGUUUUUGUUCUUCCUCUCAAUGCCGCAAUAAAUCCCUUGUUGUACACUUUAUCGACAGCCCCUUUCCUGAGUCCAGCGAGAAUGAGAGUUUCCCGGUUUCGGUUUUCUCUUAUGAACUCAAUUACUGGCGAAUCCCAGAAGUCUAUCAUUGUUUCCUUACCGGAUGUUCCAGUUCGUUUUGACCGUGAUCCCUCAUUUCUGGAUACUAAUGGAGAAAUUGUUCCACUGCGUGACCUCUUACCAAUCCCUCAAGGAGAAACAGUCAAGCCAAGUCUACGGCGCCAUCUAGCGACUAAAACUCCUUUAAGUGUUCGUUAUUUAAAGCCCUCACGUCAAAUGAAAACAAGCGAAAUUUGAUGAGACUAAUUAUAUUCACAACACUCAAUCUUCUGAAACGUUAAACACCUAAGAUAAAGAUAAAGUGGUUUCAUGGUUUGUAAUUUCCAUAUUUUUUAG